Messenger RNA from Triticum dicoccoides, 818 nucleotides. Its product is annotated as protein ACCELERATED CELL DEATH 6-like. The transcript has 2 exons. NCBI's taxonomy places the organism in Eukaryota, Viridiplantae, Streptophyta, Magnoliopsida, Poales, Poaceae. The record is from RefSeq and is a predicted model, not a curated record. Gene Ontology annotation, cellular component: plasma membrane. Bases 25 to 774 code for a protein of 249 amino acids.
AUUCCUAAAGGGCUGCAUGCUUACAUGCACAGUGAAGCAAGAAUACUCUCCUUACUUCAAUAUGCUGGUGCUAAAAGGGGUAUCCGUCACCAGGAUUACCUUGAGAAAAACAAUAUUGUCCAAAAAAAGCAGGGUGAAAUAGAUGAAAUGGAGAAAGUGAAAGACGCGACACAAAGUCUAUGUAUUGGGUCGGUCCUUAUCGCAACCGUGACAUUUGGUGCAGCUUUUGCCAUGCCUGGAGGUUAUAGAGCUGAUGAUCACACUAAUGGAGGCACACCAACACUCGCUGGAAGGUAUGGUUUUGAUGCAUUCACCCUGGCCAACGGACUUGCGUUCAUUUGCUCCACUAUGGCAACAAUUUCUCUCAUGUCUUCUGGAUCACGAAUACGACAUCCUCGGAGCCGGAUAGAGCACUUACACAUUGCCUACUACCUCAUGUCGGUUUCAGUUACAAGCUUGGUUGCUGCCUUUGCACUGGCUACCUAUACCAUACUAGCUCCACUUGCUCAUAAGACUGCCAUUGGAUUAUGUAUCUUGAGUUCUCUCAUAUUGCUCUAUCAAAAUUGGGAAUUGGCAAGCAAUAAUAUUGCCAUGGUAGCACCCCUCUGCAGGAGAAAUGGGAUAGUCUGGACAUUUGGAGUGUCAGUAUUAUUUAUUGUGGCCAAUGUUCUAAUUCAAUUGUGGCCCAUAAUAGUUGUAUUUUCUUUGGCCACAAUAAACUACCAUAGUCGAAAAGUGGAACCAUUGGUACAACCGCCGACACCACUAACUUGAAGAGGGACCGAAUAUAGGUAGUAAAAGAGGACAUAUUAUGUGUA